AUGGGUAAAACACAGAAGAAGAAUAGUAAAGGUCGUUUAGAUAGAUACUACUAUCUCGCCAAAGAGAAAGGUUAUCGUGCACGUUCCUCAUUUAAGAUUAUUCAAAUCAAUGAGAAAUUUGGUCAUUUCUUAGAAAAAUCCAAAGUGGUUAUCGAUUUAUGUGCAGCCCCAGGUUCCUGGUGUCAAGUGGCCUCUAAGCUAUGUCCAGUGAAUUCAUUAAUCAUCGGUGUAGAUAUUGUGCCAAUGAAGCCAAUGAAUAAUUGUAUCACUUUCCAAAGUGAUAUUACCACCGAAGACUGUAGAUCCAAAUUGAGAGGUUAUAUGAAAACAUGGAAGGCAGACACUGUUUUACAUGAUGGUGCUCCAAAUGUGGGUCUAGGUUGGGUUCAAGAUGCCUUUACUCAAUCUCAAUUGACAUUGCAAGCACUUAAACUAGCCGCAGAAAAUUUGGUUGUUGGUGGUACAUUUGUCACAAAAGUUUUCAGAUCUAAAGAUUAUAAUAAAUUGAUAUGGGUAUUCCAACAAUUAUUCGAUAAAGUGGAAGCAACAAAACCUCCAGCAUCAAGAAAUGUUUCUGCAGAAAUUUUCGUUGUUUGUAAAGGGUUUAAAGCACCAAAGAGAUUGGAUCCAAGAUUAUUAGAUCCAAAGGAAGUUUUUGAGGAAUUACCAGAUGGUCCACAAAAUAUGGAAUCUAAGAUUUAUAAUCCUGAAAAGAAGGUUAGAAAGAGACAAGGUUAUGAAGAAGGUGAUAAUUUACUAUAUCAUGAAAAAGAUAUUAUCGAAUUUGUAAAGACUGAAGAUCCGAUAACUAUGUUGGGUGAAACAAAUAAAUUCAUAAUAGAUAAAGAGGAUCAUGAAUGGAAGAUUAUUAAGAAGAUGAAACAAACAACAAAGGAAUUCCUUCUAUGUAUUGAAGAUCUAAAGGUGUUAGGUAAGAAGGAUUUCAAGAUGAUCUUAAGGUGGAGAAAAGCAGCAAGAGAUCUAUUGGGAAUAGAUAAAGAAGAAGAAUCCGAAAUUGAAGUUAAUCCUUUAACUGAAGAAGAGCAAAUUGAAAAGGAAUUGCAAGAUCUGCAAGAAAGGAAAAGAUUGGAUCAAAAACGUGAAAAGAGAAAGAAGAAUGAAAUGAAACAAAAAGAAAUCACUAGAAUGCAAAUGAAUAUGCUUACUCCAAUGGAUAUCGGUAUUGAAGCUGCUAGUUUGGGUAAAGAAUCUUUAUUUAAUCUAAAGACUGCUGAAAAGACCGGUAUAUUAGACAAACUUGCUAAAGGUAAAAAAAGAAUGCUUUUUACCGACGAAGAAUUGGCUAAGGAUAAUGAUAUACAUAUUGACGAAGAAUUAGUUAAGGAUCGUGACGAUGAAGCAGAGUUGGAUAAUUUGGAAGCAGAAUUGGAUUCCAUGUACAGCAGUUAUAAAAGUAGAAGGGCAGAAAGAGAUGCUAAAUUUAGGGCCAAGCAAGCCAGAGGUGGUGAUAAUGAAGAUGAAUGGACAGGGUUUGAAGAAGGUCAAGAAGAAGCUGAGAAUGAUGAAGAAAAGUACAUCGAUGAUGACAGCGAUUCAGAUCUAUCAAAUUCUGAUGACGAUGAAGCCAUCAACACUUUAAUUAGCAAAUUGAAAGGUCAAUCAGGUGAUGGCAAGUUAAGUAGCAAAGCUCGUAUGCUAUUCAAUGACCCAAUAUUCGAUAAUGUUACUGCAGAUUUACCAACAGCUAACAAGGAUGAAUUUACUUCAUCUGAAUCUGUCGGUGAUGUCUCCAAGAUAGUGAAGAAAAGAAAGCAUGCUGAGAUACAAGAAAAAUCAGACAGUGAUAGUGACAGUAGUGAUGAAAAUGAAAGCGAUAAUUCAGAUUUUGAACUUGUUGCUAAUGAGGAUUCUGAUGAGAUUUUUGAUUCCGAUUAUGAUUCAGAAGAAGAAAGAACUAGAACAAAGAAAGAAAAGCAUGCCCAAGAUAUUGAUAUUGCAACAGUGGAAGCAAUGACGCUCGCUCAUCAAUUAGCCUUAGGUCAAAAGACAAAGCAUGAUCUUGUUAAUGAAGGUUUUAAUAGAUACACUUUCCGUGAUACUGAGAAUUUGCCAGAUUGGUUUAUUGAAGAAGAAAAACAGCAUUCUAAGAUAAAUCGACCUAUCACAAAGGAAGCUGCAUUAGCUAUCAAAGAAAAGAUGAGAGCAUUAAAUGCACGUCCUAUAAAGAAGGUUGCUGAAGCUAAGGCAAGAAAGAAGAUGCGUGCUGUUGCAAGAUUAGAAAAGAUCAAGAAGAAGGCUGGGUUAAUUAAUGAUGACAGUGAUAAAUCUGAGAAGGAUAAGGCGGAAGAAAUCGCUAAAUUGAUGCGUAAAGUCUCUAAGAAGCAAAAGACGAAGCCUAAGGUCACUUUGGUUGUUGCCUCUGGUAGUAACAAAGGUCUAUCAGGUCGUCCAAAGGGUGUCAAGGGUAAAUAUAAGAUGGUUGAUGGUGUUAUGAAGAAUGAACAAAGGGCUCUAAAACGUAUUGCAAAGAAGCAUCAUAAGAAGAAGAAGAGAAAUUAG
This is a messenger RNA of Naumovozyma castellii, 2520 nucleotides long. It is a transcript of the gene SPB1, whose product is annotated as 27S pre-rRNA (guanosine2922-2'-O)-methyltransferase. The transcript has a single exon. Bases 1 to 2520 code for a protein of 839 amino acids. NCBI's taxonomy places the organism in Eukaryota, Fungi, Ascomycota, Saccharomycetes, Saccharomycetales, Saccharomycetaceae. The record is from RefSeq and is a predicted model, not a curated record.